GAGUUGUGGAUCUUUUUUGAUUUGAUGAUAGAAGAUCAAGUGUAAUUUUGCAUAUGUAUAUUCUGCCAAAGUAAAUAUAUGAAAAUAUAUGCUUUAUAACCGGAGGAAGACGUGAAGAACGUGUGUCAGGGGCUAUAAAUUAUCUCAGAAGAGAAGUAAAGGGAAAGGGGAGAAAAAAAGACCAUACAUAAUUAGUUGAGGCGAGGGCUGAGGCCCAAGAUAGGGGUGAUCUCGCCGUCGCCUAUGCCCGCCGCCUCUCCCACAACAACAACGAGCAAGGGAUUGGCGGGGAACAGACAAGAAGAGAGCAAGGAAUAUUUGAUGUCCAUGAACGCCAGAGUGUCACAGCAUAGUAAUAGACUACGGGACCUCGCUUCAAGGUAUUUCAUUAUACUUUGAGAAAUGGAGAGACAUAUCACACGCCUCGACAAGGAGUUAGUUACAUUACAGAUUCCUUUUGAUUAAGCGAAAAGGACGAAAAUAGAAUUAGGAAGGAGUUGCUAGGGACAAAGCGUGAAGAAACGAAGAAGGAAACGGAAGAAAAGAAAAGGCAAAUGUGGGAACAAGCAAAAAGGACAAAGAUAUCAUUGAGAAGAAGUUGCAAAGGACAAUGAAUUAGACUGCUAAUGACGGCGUGAAGAAAAAGAAAAAACGAAGAAGGAAACAGAAGACAAUAAGUGUUAGCGGACUCGUUUCAAGAUGAAGGACUUCGAUGACGUAAUGACCAGUGUUGGAAGUCACGGGCCAUACCAGCGCCGGGUAUUACUGGGUAUCAUUUGCCCUACCAGUGUUAUUGCCGCUAUGACAAUGAAUAUUUUGCUGUUCCAAGUACCAGUGCCAGAUCAUUGGUGCCACGUACCAGGGCAGGAAAACACAUCUUAUUCACAGGAAGCUUGGUUAAACCUUACCAUACCAAGAGAUAUAAAAACGGGCAAACUGUCGGAGUGUCAUCAGUACAGAGUGGAGUGGACGACGGAACAAGGGAACCAGUCGUUUAUUGUUCACAACGACACACGCGCGUGCGAUUCAGGAUGGAAACACGACACUUCCGAAUUCGAAGAAACGCUCGCCACCACCAACCAAUGGUUCUGCGAGGAAAGAAGUUACUCGGAUCACGUCUACUCAAUCAACAUGGCGGGGAACAGUGUUGGCACCAUCGUCCUGCCUGUGCUGGCUGAUAGAUUGUAAGCCGUGGCUCUAGUGUUUGUUGUUGUUCGUGAUGUAUUGUGAGGAAAGUUGUAGUGUUUGGUUUGUGAAUUGUUGUUCGUUUGUUGUUGAAAGAUUGCGCGAAAGGUUGUGUAUUGGUGUUGUUUGUUGUUGAUAGAUUGUGAGAGAAGUUGUAUUUUGAUUUGUAAUUGUUGUUGAUAGAUUGUGAAAGUUGUAGUUUUUGGAUUGCAAAUUCUUGUUUGCUUUUUGGUGACACUGUAUGAAGUAAAUUGAUGUUGAUAAUGAAUUGUAAGAAACGCAAGUAGUGUUUUGAUUUGUAAUUUUUUUUUUUUUGUUGUAGUUAAUAGACUGUAGGGAAAGGUAGUUGUGUUUGGUUUGCAAAUUCUUGUUUGUUCUUGUUCGUGAUAGAGUGUAAGUCGUAGUGUGGUGUAUUUUGUUGCUGAUAGACUGUGAGAGAGGUUGUCGUGUUUUGGUUUGUCAAUUGUUGAUAGAUUGUAAGAAAUGGGAGUAGUGUUUGG
This is a messenger RNA of Penaeus chinensis, 1685 nucleotides long. Its product is annotated as solute carrier family 22 member 7-like. The transcript has 5 exons. The record is from RefSeq and is a predicted model, not a curated record. NCBI's taxonomy places the organism in Eukaryota, Metazoa, Arthropoda, Malacostraca, Decapoda, Penaeidae. The coding region runs from base 700 to 1188 and encodes 162 amino acids.